This is a messenger RNA of Anopheles bellator, 1860 nucleotides long. It is a transcript of the gene sowah, whose product is annotated as ankyrin repeat domain-containing protein SOWAHB. Lineage: Eukaryota; Metazoa; Arthropoda; Insecta; Diptera; Culicidae. Gene Ontology annotation, molecular function: protein binding. The record is from RefSeq and is a predicted model, not a curated record. The transcript has 12 exons. Bases 1 to 1749 code for a protein of 582 amino acids.
AUGGAAAACUAUCCCAAAGAACUCUCGGUGGUGGAAAUACGCAAGUUUAUGUUGGAGAAUAACUGCAAAGUGACCAAUCAUGCAUUAGUUAAGCACUUUCGCAGUUUUCUAACCAACAGAGACACACAAGAUGAAGCGAGAAAACGUUUCAAAACCUACGUGAAUCAGUUGGCUGCGAUUAAACACGAAGGGACAGAGAAAUAUCUCGUCCUUCGGAGGAAGUACUAUGAUGAUAUACCACUGGAAGAGUCAUCGAAUAUAAGUGCCGCACUGCCAACGAGUCCCGCCUCACGAUCCUUUGCACCAUCUGAAGGUGAAGAGUCUCCGAUGCGUCAGCCACCGCCGUACCGACCACCACCUGUAGUGGCGUCCGAUGCAAUUCAUUAUCAACCUAGCCCGCGUGGCAGUAUUGCACUAAACCGUCGCAACAGCUCAGAUUGUGCUCGGAGUGAAUCCGAAAUAAGUUUUGGCAGUGAUUUUUCACACGUGGAUAUAAAAAAGAUCAAUCCAGUGCUCGCACGUAGUGACAGUAGUGACGCAUACUUAAUGCAGCAGUGCAUGCAAAAACAAAGUGCAGAAACGCCUGGAGAUGGAGAGGAACCACCGGCAAUACCACCGCGAAGAAAAAACAGUGCGUUUGGGUUCUCUUCAAGGCAUAAUUCCAUUGAAGGAAACUCCGUCGAGUAUCCAGCGGCAUGCUCUGAAAAUAAGGAGAACGCACUGUCGGAACUAGAAGGCAACCAUGCAGAAUCGACGGAAGAAAAUAAGUUAAGUGUUAAGGAGAAGAUGAUGAAGUUCAAUCGAUUUGCUUCGGAAGAAGAAGCUAAAAUCCCGUCUCCAAUCGGAAAGAAAAAACCGGAAAAGGCUUCAGAUGAGAUAAUGAAUUCCGAAAAUGUGCUCCAGCAUCCAAAGGCCAAGGAAUGGUUAAUCGCCGCUGCCAAAUCGGAUUUUCAAGCGCUGGCCAAACUCUCAAAUGAACAUCCCAAUUUAGUAAAGCUGCAGGAUGUGAGCCGUAUUACGGCACUUCACUGGGCAGCGAAGCAUGGUAAUGAAGACGUCAUUAAAUUGGUAGCCGGAAAAUUGAAGGCCGAUGUCAAUUCUAGAACGAACGGGGGAUACACUGCUCUGCAUAUUGCAACCCAAUUCGGCAGAAAUGAUAUUUUUGAACUGCUUUGCAACGUAUACAAGGCCGAUCGAGAUUUGCUCGACUGGAGCGGUAAGAAACCGUUGGAGUACCAGAAGCAAAUGACGAGUGUGUCGGCUUCGACCUACAGCAAAAUCAAGGCCCGGAAAAAGCACUCAGAAAAAGACUCGGGAUUCCUGAGGAUUGGUUCUCUGAACGUACGAGUGAAGAAAACUACCGAAGCCUUCAGCAACUUUUUGGGAGUUGGCACCAACCAGACCCGGAUGCCAGCAGCGACAGUGGUUAGAUCUAGCGCCCCGCCACACGGUGGCAUUUUCAUCGACAAGAUACAUAAGAAUUGGGGCUCGGCAGACAAUGUUCAGCAGGAAGAUGCCACUAGUAUGCCGCCACCGAAGCUCGGCUCUACUAAGAAACGACGGCAGAAGCGCGAUAUCGAGUACGACUCUAGCAGCGAUCACUUCAGUCACAGCGUGCCCACAACGCCUUCUCAGGUGCGUGCACCGGUUAGCACACUGUCGGAAAAUCCCGAUGGAGAAUCCAUGGGUGACUCCGAUUCCGAUACUGCCUGCGGAUUUGAUUCAAACUGGCGACCAACUUAUAUUUAGAAGGUUGCUUCGCCCUUUUCUAGUUUUACAUGCACUUUUUUCACACCACACAAUCAUGGAAUGAUUGUCACGGACCUUGUAUGCGAAAUAUGGGCGUACCGAUUAUCUCAA